UGUAGUCUGCACUCCGGUCUGUUGGCAGACUCUGAGGUCUCACUAUGCUGCUUUAUCUGCUGCUGGCCAUCUUACAAACCAACAUCUAUGGCCAGAUAGACCCAGCUCACUGUCGUUACCCUCUCGGUAUGGAGGACGGGAGGAUCAAAAACGACGACAUCACUGCCUCCAGCCAGUGGUAUGAAACCACGGGCCCUCAGUAUGCAAGGUUAAACCGUGAGGAAGGGGACGGCGCCUGGUGUCCUGCUGGUCAACUGCAACCCUCAGAUGUUCAGUAUCUUCAGAUUGACCUUCGUCAGCUCAUCUUCCUCACCGUGGUUGCUACGCAGGGUCGCUAUGCUCGCAGCUCCGGCAACGAGUAUGCACGCAAGUACCGUCUGGAGUACAGUCGCGAUGGACGUCGCUGGAUCUCCUGGAGAAACCGCCUUGGCAUUGAGGUAGGAUGUGUUUUAUAGAGACUUUAUAUGAGG
Molecule: messenger RNA, 470 nt
Organism: Pimephales promelas (fathead minnow)
Lineage: Eukaryota; Metazoa; Chordata; Actinopteri; Cypriniformes; Leuciscidae
Source: RefSeq, a predicted model, not a curated record